This is a messenger RNA of Kwoniella mangroviensis CBS 8507, 705 nucleotides long. RefSeq lists its product as uncharacterized. Lineage: Eukaryota; Fungi; Basidiomycota; Tremellomycetes; Tremellales; Cryptococcaceae. The transcript is spliced from 5 exons. Bases 1 to 705 code for a protein of 234 amino acids. The record is from RefSeq and is a predicted model, not a curated record.
AUGAUCUCUAUAUUGCACUCUUUGGUCCUCCUUCUGUCUUUCUCCUUGUCGGUGCUUGCCACCCCAACAAGUAUAGACCGAGACACCAACGCUUACAGACUAUCUCGUGGUCUGCCAUUGAAGAAACCUCUAACACCGUUCAAUGCCACUAGGACAGCCGUCAAGAGACAACAACCUUCCGGCGCACCUCAGACGGGUAACUAUGUUAUCACUUACAACAAUCCCGCAAAAAGGAAGAGAUCCGGAAACUUGUAUGUCGCUCCAAAUUCGGCAAUCGGUGUUCUCAGUUACACUUCUGAUCAAACUUCAGCUGCGUUGAUCAAGACUCCAGGAACAGGUGCAUUCUCCAAUUCCGCCAUUCAAAUUUACGACUCCACUUCUGCAACUUGGCAACAUUUCUAUACGGUCAAAUUGAGCACCGGCACAAGUGGUUACGAUAUAAGUUACAUCACCUCUUCGACCGGUAUUAGUGUUUACAAGCAAUCUGCUUCAGGUGUUUUGGGGUACGAUUGGGUUGCUUCCGACACUCAAUACAGCUUCAGCCCUCAGAUGUAUGUUGCUAUAUAUGCUGGUUAUAGCGUGAUUGUAGGCGCCUAUUCGACAAGUGAUCUCACGAAUAAGGGGAUGACGAAUAUUGAGCCUGUCACCAUCACUUUUACAACUGAAACCGAAACCAAUCCAUGUCUUGGAAGAAAGAGAUGUUAA